UAGAAGGGGUGCAAGGGUGGAAGGGGUGGAAGGGGUAGUAAGGGGGGUAGGGGUAGGGGGGGCUGCGCAAGCAGCAAAGCGAGCGUAAGCGAGCGUUUGAUGCUUGUAUGCAUGGUGGAAGCAUGAAUUGAAGUUGUUGAUAUUGAAGUUGAUAUAAAAAUCUAGCUUUAAACCACCAGCCAAUAAGCGUGCGAUAUUCCAACCCCACCUCAUGUCACCGUUGAGGCUUGUAAAUAAUACCCUCAUCUCCCUUUCAUAUUCGAGCUUGACAUCACAGCCCCUAUGUCACUUAGGCAAUUUUAAUUCUGUCAAGCUAAUACACGCCUGCAUAUUUCAAACCGUAAUAUCUCGAAUAUCGCACGCCAACUGGUGGUACACACGCGUAUAACCGAUCGUCCACCCAAAUAGGCUUUCUUCACCUUUCCAAGGUUGUUAGAAGUAUGGCGAAGGGCAAUGCCAAAGACUCGGGCGCCAAAGGAAAAGGCAAAGGCAAGGCGAAGGACAACGGUGAUGGCAAUGAGGGAGGUAAAGGCAAAGGGUUAAAACCUGCAAAUUCUAUCAAUGUUCGACAUAUUCUUUGCGAGAAGCACUCAAAAAAGGAGGAAGCUGCCGAGAAGCUGAGAAAUGGGGCAAAAUUCGAUGAUGUCGCAAGAGAGUUUUCGGAGGAUAAGGCUAGACAAGGCGGAUCGCUUGGCUGGAAAGUUCGAGGAAGCCUUCAUGGUGACUUUGAAAAGGUUGCAUACGAGCUAGAAACCAGCACAACCGCGAACCCAAAGUGGGCGGAAGUCAAAACGGGAUUUGGAUACCAUAUCAUUAUGGUGGAAGGGAGGAAGUGACGGAUGAAUUGAUGCUGAGGAGCUAGACAUGAGGGAUUGGACGGAAUCGACUAAGCGUUUAUUUCUCUUUGAAAACGAAAUCUCCCUCUGAUAUCAAUAGUAUAUGGGUAAUGGUCAUGUAGGUUUUGAGCGUAACCGUUGUUAUUUUGUUUAAAACGGUCAUCUUUCUUCAUUCCUCCUCCGUUGACUUGAAUCUAUAUUGUUGUGGGUAAAUGGUCGGAAUUGAUUAGGUGUUUAGUAGUGCAUACAAGAUCCAGCCUUCCACGGUCAAGGGAUGGUUGAAGAGUAAUAUUGCCAAGCAUACAGCCGUAAUAUAAGGGAUUUUUCCUAAUAGCCC
This is a messenger RNA of Blastomyces dermatitidis ER-3, 1173 nucleotides long. Its product is annotated as peptidyl-prolyl cis-trans isomerase NIMA-interacting 4. Lineage: Eukaryota; Fungi; Ascomycota; Eurotiomycetes; Onygenales; Ajellomycetaceae. Bases 441 to 836 code for a protein of 131 amino acids. Gene Ontology annotation, biological process: rRNA processing. The transcript has 3 exons. The record is from RefSeq and is a predicted model, not a curated record. Gene Ontology annotation, molecular function: peptidyl-prolyl cis-trans isomerase activity; DNA binding.